Messenger RNA from Salvia splendens (bonfire salvia), 921 nucleotides. RefSeq names its product two-component response regulator ARR14. The transcript has 3 exons. Lineage: Eukaryota; Viridiplantae; Streptophyta; Magnoliopsida; Lamiales; Lamiaceae. Gene Ontology annotation, biological process: regulation of DNA-templated transcription. Gene Ontology annotation, cellular component: nucleus. Bases 1 to 921 code for a protein of 306 amino acids. The record is from RefSeq and is a predicted model, not a curated record. Gene Ontology annotation, molecular function: DNA-binding transcription factor activity; DNA binding.
AUGUCGAACGAUGACAAUCCGAGGAUGGCCGUGAGUGUGAUUGAGAACGGGGCGUUUCUCUACAUCAAGAGGCCAGCGAACCCCGAGUUGCUAAGAUACCUAUGGAAGCAUGUGGCGAGGGAGAGCAUGCGCGUGAUGAGAGAGCGCGAAAGGCUGAUUGCAGCCAGCUACAUUACGCCUCCGUGUGGCACCGAAUUUCGGGAAAUGGAAAACCCUAACAACUUGUUCAAUAUGGAUAAGGGGAAGCGUAAAAGAAACGAUUCUUAUAACGAAAAAUACGUUGAAAACGAACACAACUUCGAUAAUAGUAUGAUGAGCCAAGGAAAUGUGAAGAGAAAGAUGUGUACCCACUGGACUAAAGAGCUACACGAGAAAUUUGAGGAGGUUUGUUAUCAACUAGGGGAUGGAAGUAUAUAUCCAAAGGAGAUAGCGGAGAAGAUGAAUGUAGCUGGCCUAGAAAAAAAGCACGUGGCGAGUCAUCUUCAGAAAAUUCGUCAAGCUCGCGGCAAAGAGCCAGAGUCAUCUGAUGGUAAGAGGUCCAGCCACAAGGAGAGACGGUUCGGGCGCAUGCCCCAAAUCAUGCUGGAAAAAUUAAAAGAGCGGGUCCACGAUCAUUCAUCGAAUAGUGAGAUGGAGGGUAGGGUUACUGAAAGAAGGAUGACUAACCAGUCAUCCGAUGGUGAGGGGUCAAGCCACAAGACAAGUCGGUUCGGGUCCAUGCCCGAAAUAAUGAAGGACAAAUCAAAAGGCUGGGUCGACGAUCAUGAAUCGAUAAGUGAAAUGGCUAAUGAAACAGGGAUGGCUAACCAGCCCACAUUUGAUAAUCUGCAACAUGAAGCACUCUAUGCAAAUCUAGAAAAUAUUGCUCAAGACAUUCACUUUUCUUCAAGCCACUUAUCAUUUGGUGAUAUUGAGUAUUAG